AUGUGGCUGGAACGAUUCUCGGUGCAGUCGCGCGAUACUACCCCUUCGCCAACUCCCAGUCGAGUGCUCUCCCCAGCGCCGCGAAGAUCUAUACAACUAGGACCAAGCACAUUGCCGCGACGUCCAGGGAUACAACCGAGAAGCUCUUCCCUUUCGCUUGCUUCGGUCGCCGGAUCGACCGAAAGUCUCCCUGCUGCUGCCAGAGUGCCCAAUGGUUCAAAUCUCAAAAGCCAGCUCUCACAAUCCACAGCUGCAGAUGAAGGUGAUUCCUUGGAGGUGUUGGAGGGCAUCAUUGGACCAGUGUCAGGGCCGCAGACGAAUGACGAGAGUUUUGAAGACAUCGAUACGAUAGAGGUGGCCGGCAGCAUCAGUUUUGAUGGACUGAGUCUGGAAGACUUUGCCAGUGGGCAGCUGGAAAGCACAAAAGACGGGAACGAUGGGGAUGUCAAAGACAUUGAGGUGAUUCAGGAUUUCGAGAAAGAAAAGGACAAGUUUGAAGAUCUACACAAAUCCAUCCUUGCCUGUGACGAAGUCUUGAAGUCAGUGGAGACAUAUUUGACAAGCUUUCAGGCUGAGCUUGCUGCUGUGUCUACCGAGAUUGAGAGUCUGCAGAGCCGGUCGACCGCAUUGAACAACAAGCUCGAGAAUAGGAAAGCAGUGGAGAAAGUGCUUGGUCCUGAAGUCGAGGCAUUCUGUAUCCCUCCUGGGGUAGUGCGCAAGAUCACCGAAGGCGCCGUGGACGAUCAAUGGAUACGAUCGCUUUAUGAGCUGGAGAAACGAUCCAAAUCAAUUGACGCCAAGAUCAAGGAAGGGAGGGACGUCAAAGCUGCUCAAGACAUCCAGCCAUUCGUCAACGACAUAUCGACGAAAGCCGUAGAGCGAACACGAGACUAUGUCGUGGCCCAAAUCAAAGCAUUGCGGUCGCCAAGCAUCAAUGCUCAGGUCAUUCAGCAGAAUAGCUUUCUGCGAUACAAAGACGUUUUCGCUUUUUUGGCCAAACAGCAGCCUGCGCUUGCCGAGGAAAUCUCACAAGCAUAUAUCAACACUAUGCGCUGGUACUAUCUGCACAACUUCACACGAUACAAGGCCGCGGUUGAGAAGUUGAACGUUCACAUCAUCGAUCAGACGGACGUCAUUGCAGGCGAAGGAAACGUGAAGAGAACGGUAAAAGCUGCAGCACCGCACGACACAUUCUCGAUUGGCCGCCGUAUGGACAUCGUUCGAAGUUCCAACGACUCUGCCUUGCCAUCCUUCGCCGCAGAAGACGACAAAGGCACACACUACCUCGAGGUACCCUUUCGCACGUUCAACCUGGCCUUGAUUGAUAAUGCAUCGGCGGAGUACUCUUUCUUGACCGAAUUCUUUUCCAAACAGCCGUUUCAAGCCACCAAUAGGAAGUUCACCGAAAUCUUCCAGCCCACGUUUGAGCUGGGCUACGCAUUAACUAGGCAGCUGAUCGAAGGCACACUCGACGCCCUGGGUGUAUUGACUUGCGUCCGCCUGACACAGCAUUUAGCGUUCGAGCUGCAACGUCGGAAGGUCCCCGUGGUGGAAGGCUAUAUCAACGGCACCAACAUGCUCCUGUGGCCUCGUUUCCAGCAAAUCAUCGACGCCCACUGUGACUCUAUCCGCAAGGCAACAGGAUCAUUGUCAGGCAAACCGACAGGAUCUGCACUGACUCUGACAUCUUCGCCUUCAACUGCCCCCACGACAGCGCCUCAUCCGCUGACGCAGCGCUUCGCGAACUUUCUGCAAGGCAUACUUGCAUUGAGUAGUGAAGCCGGGGACGACGAGCCGGUUUCAAACAGUCUUGGAAGGCUUCGGGGCGACUUUGAGGCGUUCUUGACAAAAUUGAGCAAAAGCAUUGCUGAGGCAAGAAAAAGAGAGCGAUUCUUGUACAACAACUAUUCGCUGGUGUGCACGAUUAUUGCAGACACGGAGGGGAAACUUGCAGAGGACCUGCAGGCUUAUUUUGCGCAUCGAAGAGACGCACUCGGUGUGGAGUCGUAA
Molecule: messenger RNA, 2010 nt
Organism: Zasmidium cellare ATCC 36951
Lineage: Eukaryota; Fungi; Ascomycota; Dothideomycetes; Mycosphaerellales; Mycosphaerellaceae
Exons: 1
Coding region: 1-2010 (669 amino acids)
Biological process (GO): Golgi to vacuole transport; endocytic recycling; retrograde transport, endosome to Golgi
Cellular component (GO): GARP complex
Molecular function (GO): syntaxin binding
Source: RefSeq, a predicted model, not a curated record